Lontra canadensis (Northern American river otter) is the source of this 2618-nucleotide messenger RNA. RefSeq names its product zinc finger protein 544 (gene ZNF544). Gene Ontology annotation, biological process: regulation of DNA-templated transcription. The record is from RefSeq and is a predicted model, not a curated record. NCBI's taxonomy places the organism in Eukaryota, Metazoa, Chordata, Mammalia, Carnivora, Mustelidae.
GCGGGUUUCGGGCCGGCGUGUGGGCAUCUGGGGCCUGCCCACCCAGACGCGUCUUUUUCCCCUCCCUGGGUUCGACAGGGCCGCCUACCGUGGAGGCGCUCGGUGCCGCAGGUGGUAACCCAGAGUCUCCGGGGCGAGCGAGGCUUGCUUUCCCCCCGGAGGCCGCCCCCGCCUCAGAGCUUGGACACGUUUUCUUCCACCGCCCUGCCUUCUGAGGACCUCUGCUCUUUUCACCACAGCUUCUUCAGGUAUGAGGAGGAGAUGGAAGCACAUUCUCACGAGGUCCCAUCCCAGCCAGCUGUGAGCUUCAAGGACGUGGCUGUGACCUUCACGCAGGAGGAGUGGGGACAGCUGGAUCUGGCCCAGAGGAGACUAUACCGCACCAUGACUCUGGAGACCUGCAGCCACCUGGUCUCUCUGGGGCUUCUGCUUUCCAAACUGGAUGUGAUCAGCUGGAUGGAGCAAGGACAAGACCCAUGGAGGGCAGAACAGGGACCUCCCCAAGAUUGGAAGAAUAUAUUUGAAAAGAAAGAGUCAGCUUCCAAAGAAGAUUUUGCUGUGGAAGAACCAUUCCACCACAUAGAAAUGAAACACUGCCUACAGGAGGAGGGCCCCUGGUUGGUGUCAUUAGGAGAAAGGCAGGAUUGGAAGAACCAGCUAAGGGAGCACCAGGAGGACUCCUGGAAUCAAAUGGUACUUACCACAGAGACACUGUUUGCUCAAGGGGACCAUUGUGAGCAUGACCUUGGGGGAGGUUACCUGGGUAUAAGCCUUCUACCUCCAACAUUACUCACAAGAACACAUUUCUGUACCCUUGACUCACAGGUUAAAAAGUUGAAACAGAAUUCAGUUUUCAUGAAUCAUGAGAAAGGCCAGGCUGAUCGGAAGGCUUAUGAAAAUCACCAAAGUGCUGGAGCCUUCUGUCAGAGCAUUUAUUUGAAUAAACUUGGAAAUGUUGAAAUGAGAAAUAAAAAACUUUGUGAAUAUACUGUCACUAGUGACUCUUUGAGCUACGGUACCUCCCUGCAAUUUCAUAAUAGAUUUUUCUCAGCAGAGAACAAAAAUAACUGUCCAAACUAUGGAAACAUUAUCAAUCAUAGCAAGACUCGGAAUGAACACAAGCCAAUGCAUCUUAGAGAAUGUCAGUAUGAGUGUGAUGACUGCCUCAUACGAACCGAAAUAAGUGAUUGUAGAGAAGCACCAUUUAGGUGUGGGGAGGAACAUAAUGCCUUCCACGCAGCCUCAUCUUUUACUGACGGUGACAUCAUUCAGACUGGAAAGAGGCCACAUGCAUGUAGUCAGUGUGGAAAAUCUUUCAGCUGUUGUUCUAAGCUUGUUGUACACCAGAGAACACACACUGGAGAAAAGCCCUAUGAGUGUACUCAGUGUGGCAAGUCUUUCAGCCAGAGCUAUGACCUUGUCGUACAUCAGAGAACACACACUGGAGAAAAGCCCUAUGAAUGUAACCAGUGUGGGAAAUCCUUCACCCAGAGUUCCAAACUUAUUAGGCGUCAGCGAACUCACACUGGAGAAAAACCAUAUAAAUGUCACGAAUGUGGAAAAUCUUUAGGUGGAACUCUAACCUUAUUUAUUGUACAUCAAAGAAUUCAUACUGGAGAGAAGCCUUAUGAGUGUACUCAUUGUGGAAAGUCCUUCAGUCAAAGCUCAGACUUCGUUGCACAUAAAAGAACUCACACUGGAGAGAAACCCUGUGAAUGUAACCAGUGUGGAAAGUCCUUCAUUCGAAGCACUCAACUUAUUAGGCAUCUGCGAAUUCACACUGGAGAGAAGCCAUAUAAAUGCAAUCAGUGUGAUAAAGCUUUCAGUGGGGGCUCUCACCUUAUUGAGCAUCAGAGAACUCAUACUGGAGAAAAACCUUUUGAAUGUAAUCAGUGUGGGAAAGCCUAUACUGGGAGCUCUCACCUUCUUUCCCAUCAGAGAAUUCAUUCUGGAGAGAAACCAUAUGAAUGUAAUAACUGUGGGAAAUCUUUUCGGCAGCGAUCACAGCUUGUUGUGCAUCAGCGCACCCAUACUGGAGAGAAACCUUACAAGUGCAGUCAUUGUGAAAGAGCUUUCAGCCAGAGGUCUCCCCUCAUUGUGCAUCAAAGAACACACAUUGGAGACAAGCCCUAUCGGUGUAACGUGUGUGUGAAAGCCUUCAGUCAGAGGUCACGCCUUAUUGAACAUGAGAGAACACAUACUGGAGAAAAACCCUAUGAAUGUAUUGACUGUGGGAAAGCCUUUAAUGAUCGGUCAACACUUACGAAACACGAGAGAACACACACUGGCGAGAAACCUUAUGCAUGUAAUCAUUGUGAAAAGGCCUUUAGUCAGCGAUGUCAACUUACUAGGCAUCGGAGAAUUCAUACUGGAGAAAAACCCUAUGAAUGUAAUGAAUGUGGGAAGGUUUUCAGUUAUAAUACAUCCCUUAUUCAACAUGAAAAAACUCAUGGGAGAGAAGCUGAAUAAUCAAGAUGGAGACACUCACUGCCAAACCUUUAUUAGACAUUAAGUAACAAAGGUGUGACACUCAGUGUGGUCUAAUGACCAUGGAUUUCCUUGGAGUGUUCAUUGAAACCGCACAUUUCCAAGCUUACCUUGAUCUACUAAAUCAGAAU